Wickerhamiella sorbophila is the source of this 1347-nucleotide messenger RNA. RefSeq lists its product as hypothetical. Lineage: Eukaryota; Fungi; Ascomycota; Dipodascomycetes; Dipodascales; Trichomonascaceae. Gene Ontology annotation, biological process: protein polyubiquitination. Bases 1 to 1347 code for a protein of 448 amino acids. The transcript has a single exon. The record is from RefSeq and is a predicted model, not a curated record. Gene Ontology annotation, molecular function: metal ion binding; ubiquitin protein ligase activity.
AUGCCAACAACCGAUCUCAAAGGGGUCGAAAUGGUAGAGUCACAACCAAUUCGGUCCAAGGACCCCUCCAAUGGAGACACAGUCCACAAGCAGCGCGCCAAGACCACUCCUGGUCGUCGGCCAUCCUCCGGUUCUACCCCAGCAGGUGGCACGGCGAGUGGCACCACAUCUACAAACGGCACAGCGAAAAAGGUCAGCCAUGUGCCCUGUAAGUUUUUUCGUCAGGGCGUUUGCCAAGCUGGCGAUUCAUGCCCCUUCUCUCACGACACUGAGGCAGUGAGUCAAGCGGUCUGUAAAUACUUUCAAAAGGGGAAUUGCAAGUUUGGUGCAAAGUGUGCGCUUGCCCACAUAACUCCUGACGGUAGGCGUGUUAAUACCAAAAAAGACAAGCCUCUGGGUUCGCGAUCACAGCAACAGCACCACCAGCUCUCCUCCAGCAGCGCCCCCACACCUAGUGGAGAUGGGGCCAAGGGCCACGGUAUAGAUGGCCAAUCCAAGACCCCGAUCAAGCCGGCCACUCCAGUCUCGUUGUCAUCAAAAUCCGUGUCCAGCACAUAUUCCUCUGCAUAUCUCUCGGCGUCUCAGGGGGCACUGGCUUCCUCGGGCAGUCCACCUUCAAACUCGAUUGACGACAAUAGUCUGUUGGCAGAUACCGUCACACAGCAGUCUGGAUAUUUUGCAAGCCCUUUGACCAGUGCAUCUUCGGGUGGCAAUACUGGUGUCAUGUCGCCACUAGUUGCUUCGAAAUCUGCUCGAUCCUCGUUCUCGUUCAGCCGAGCGUCAGCUGGAUCGGCCACUGCCCGAUCGUCUUCAUUCCGCUCAGCUGUAUUAACAGAAUCACAAUUAUUCGGAAGUCAACGCGUGGGAUCAAUGUCGAGACUCAGCUCAUCUGGGAUCUCGUCAUCGAUUUGGGCCGACCGGUUAAAAAACCCUUUGGCUUAUGAAGGCUCGGCAAUUGUCGAUGACGACGACGACGAUCAUGAUGGCGACGAUAUUGAAGAGGGCUUUGAGGAAGAUUUGGUUCCUCCGAGCUUAUCAGACCUGCUCACUCCUCAGGAGAGAGAGCGAAGGAACUCGAGACAUUCGUCUUCACACCGACCAGCAAUAGCGAGUCCGCACAAUCCAUCAGAGCUUUGGAGCUCUGCAAAGCCGCAUCGGUCUUCCUCUGGACAGCAAACACGUGUUCUAGAGCCGAUAGGUACGCCUGACAAAAACACACUCGCCGCAGCAUCACAGCUCACAGGGUCGGCUCAAGGGCCUCCUGUUGGCCUCGGUGUCUGCGGCUCUGGAUCAAAAUCUCCUCAUGGCAAUGACAACGAUAUAUGCCGCACCAUGCCUAGCCACUAG